Messenger RNA from Oncorhynchus masou masou (cherry salmon), 7560 nucleotides. RefSeq names its product formin-like. Gene Ontology annotation, cellular component: cytoplasm; actin filament; endoplasmic reticulum membrane. Lineage: Eukaryota; Metazoa; Chordata; Actinopteri; Salmoniformes; Salmonidae. Bases 838 to 4875 code for a protein of 1345 amino acids. Gene Ontology annotation, biological process: actin nucleation. Gene Ontology annotation, molecular function: microtubule binding. The record is from RefSeq and is a predicted model, not a curated record. The transcript has 17 exons.
UCUCAGGAACACAGAGAUCUUCUGUACACAUAUACACACAGGAAGAGAGGGGAAAGAACUAUGCCAGGAGGGAAACUCGGACAGUAGCUCUGACUCAGGUCUCUGUAUCUACACAUAUAGCAAGAGAGGAGUAUUGGAACCUUCCGGGCCAAAUUCAAAUAACUUGUUCCGUUGUUUUCCUGAGAAAGUGAUAAUUUGUUUCUCCUGGAUUCCCAGGGAGAUUAUUCCGGGACAUGCUUCCUGCCUCUGAACAGUUUGACUUGACCGGGCACGUCAUUGGAAUUCUGCUCUACAAAACUGGAAGUUCUGGAACUCUGGAAAAUGUAGAGUAGAGGCUGUUUGUGAUUGAAGAAAGUUGUCUAUUCACAGCAUAGCAAGGUUUUGUGUUGCCAACCUGGAUUACAGGAUAGCAGGGGUUAUAGCUAGAGCCCUCCUGGAGAGGGUAAGAAGAGCUCGGGGAUUUGUCCUCACAAAGGCCUUUUGUUCAUUGGAACCAGUAGAAGUGGACACAGUUUGGCAGGUUAGACAGCUAGAGGUGUAGAGAUGAUCCUUUUGUGACACUGAAUGGACAGACUGUACUGGGGUAGCCUUUCUACCUGGCUGGCUGACUACAUUUUAGUCAUUUAGUAGACACUAUUAUCCAGAGCGGCUUACAGGAGAAAUUAGGCUUAAAAACCUUGCUCAAGGGGCAAAUCUACAGAUUUUUCACCAAGUCGGCUCAGGGAAUCGAACCAACCUUUUGGUUACUGGCCCAACGCUCUUAACGCUAGGCUACCUGCCGACCCAGAGUUCACUGCCCGAAGUACAUGCUACAGUGCAUUUAAGGGCUCUGUGAAAAUGGACAGUGUAAGUAAUAGCUCUGAGGUUCAGGGGAAGCAGCAAUCCAAUUUGUUCCGCAAUAAGAUAUCCACUAUGUUUACACGUGGGGACAAGACUGAGCCUCAGAGGCUGGCGGGGGAGACUGCGGUGCUGAUGGCUUUCAGGACCCUGUCUGAUGAAGAGAACGAUCUCACAGGGGUCAGUGAUCAAAGUACCCUGGAUGUUAUCAGUGACGUGAGGAGUAUGAGUGUGGUACUUCAUAAAAGAGAGGACAGGAUUGAAUCAUGGGAGAAUGAGUCCAGUAGCUUUGUGACCUCUCCUAACGCCGGCCAGGUGUCUGUUUCCACGGCCGACCCAGGUCUGGUCCAGGUUACAAUGGUGGAGAUCUGUAGCGACACAGAGAUGGAAGAUGAGGAGGGGAUCAGCAGCCUCAGCCAAUCGGACAAGCCUGAUGCCCCUGGAAUGUCCUUCCCACCUGACGUUGACCAGUGGACAGUGGCAGUGUUCGAUGAUAACAAGGGUCAGCUGCCACCCGUUGGCCCAGUGAGAGGUGCCAUUGAGACAGACUUAAAGCUGCCUGUGUUUAAGCCACAUAGUCUUGUGGAGGGAUCCCUCAAAGACACCUCUGUUCUGUACUCUGCAAGGUUUAUGGGCAGAUCUAACAGUGGGACAGACCUUGGACUGAUCUCCUCUGUCUCCAAAACACAAGUGCCUGGAGACGGCUGCAGCACCGACCUCUACACUGAUCCCAGGCCUGUGGAGGUGGGUGUGGAUGCAGCAGCCAUGGGUGCCAAGGGGUCCAGCUAUCAUCACCACAAAGUAGCCAAAGGCUUCAGCACCAGCCAGGAGGUAUUGGGCCUUACUGACAUGUGUGCUGGAGACAACUCUGCAGUGGCUUCACUUCUUAACUUGUCUCUCACCUCUGAACCCCAGACAUCAGAGGAAGCAGCAGACGACACUGCCUUGCAGUCAGGACAGCCAGAGGGCCAAGAUUCUGGACAGAGGAAGGAGAUUUUUGGGGAAAACACUGGAACUGAGGAGCAUAAAGAUCAUGUCCACUGCCUGGACUCCCCCUCCACCCUCUCUGAGUCAAAGCCACCUGAAGCAGCAGAGACAUCUUCUCCUAGCCUGGAGAAGCAGCCUGACACUGAAGUGAGAAAAGGUAUUUUAAGGACUGGUCUGGCUGUGUCGCGUGUUCCUGGAGAAUCCCCAACUGACAGCCAGCCAAGUGCCACUCCUGUCUCUGUCUCACCCAGAGGCCAAGGCGACAUGACUGUCAAAAGGAGGCCCGACACAGACUUACCCUCCGCCUCCCCCUCCAGUGGCACAGUCUCCUCCCCCUCCUUCCAGCUGCCUGCCCUGUUCAGUGGACUGCGGGUUCUGAGGAAAGGGGCUGUGGGGGAGGAGAGGGAGACAGUGUCUGAGAUCAAACAGAGAGACGCUGACCUGGCCCUUCUGAGCCUGAAGAAGACCGUCAACAAAGCCAAUAACUUCCCUGAGCAGAUCACCUCCAGUAGCCGCACCCCCAAGAAACGUCCUGAGCCCAAACAUGUGUCUGAGACCAAGAGUAAUCUCCUGGGGCAGCUCAGCCAGCUGCUCAACCUUGACGGGACCAAGGCCGAGGACAAGCCGGACCCACUGCUAGAGCUCAGAGACAGGGAGCCUGAGAGGGGGGAGGAGGGGGCGACAGACCAGGGUCCAGAGCUGAUCCCCACCACCCCACCAGCAGACAACAGGAAAGCCUCAGACACAACAUUAAACACUUUUAAGAGUCUCUUCAGCUCCAAACCUGCUAAAAGGGAUACAGCGGAUCCUGUGGAUUUAGAGGCUGUCAAGAAAAAAAAUAAAAGUGAGAAGGACCUGCUGAAAUCCAUCUUUGAGAGAACCUCCAAGUCUCCCAGCAGUGAGCAAAAAGGUCCAGCGGAGUCUAAAUCUGAGGUCACCUCCCCUACAGACAGUGAGGACCGGACCCCCGGGCGGCUCCAGGCCAUCUGGCCCCCGCCCAAGCCAAAGGAUGAGGAGGAGAAGGUGGGGCUCAGGUACACCGAGGCAGAGCACCAGGCUGCCCUCUUACAGCUGAAGAGAGAAUGCAAAGAGGAGGUGGAGAAAGUACAUGCAGACUUUGAGCUACAGAUCUUCCAGGUGCGAGGGGAGCAUGCUGUCGCCAUGUCCCAUCUGGAGGGAGUCAUCUGCAUGAUGCAGACAGACCGUCAACAGGCCUUCAGCCUGGGCCACGAGAGGGGCGAGCUCCGUGAGGCCUGCGUGUCCACCGAGGACGACCUGCCUCCCAAAACUUUUCGGAAUGUCUGCAUCCAGACAGACAGGGAGACCUUCCUCAGGACGCCCGAGGGUGAAGCCAGUCGGCCCAGUCUCGGCCCCAGUCAGAACGUGCCUAAGAAACUCAACCUGAGUCUGCAUGGAGGAGCCUCAGGAAUCCCCGGCCCACCUCCCCCGCCCCCUCCCCCCCUUCCUCCCCUCCCUGGCCAAUCAGGACCGCCUCCACCUCCUCCUCCUCCACCUCCCCCGUUACCUGGCAACAUGGGGCCACCGCCUCCACCUCCCCUCCCAGGUUUUGGUCCCCCACCUCCCCCUCCCCCUCCUCCGGGGUUACCUGGAGCUGGUCCUCCCCUUCCUCCCCCUCCACCUGGGUGUGCCCCACCCCCUCCUCCUGGGGGUGGAUUAUUUGGGUUUGGGUUCGGCCAGGCAGCAGAGAAGGCCCCAAGGAAACCUGCAUUGGAACCUGCUACUCCCAUGAAGCCUCUAUACUGGACGAGGAUACAGAUCCAAGACAAUAAUAAUAAUACACUAUGGGGUUCUCUGGAGGAGCCAGACAUCGUAGACACCAAGGAGUUUGAGGACCUGUUCUCGAAGGCCACUCUGCAGCCAAAGAAGAAGCCCCUCUCAGACACCUUUGAGAAGAAGGCCAAGACUAAGAAGAUUAUCAAGCUGCUGGAUGGGAAACGUUCCCAAGCAGUAGGCAUCCUCAUCUCAAGUCUUCACCUUGAAAUGAAGGACAUUCAGAAAGCUGUUUUGAGUGUAGAUAACUCUGUGGUGGACUUGGAGACCAUCGAGGCUUUAUAUGAAAAUAGGGCCACGAAUGAUGAGCUGGAGAAGAUAAAAACACACUAUGAGACGUCCAAGGAGGACGAGGUGAAGCUACUGGACAAGCCUGAACAGUUCUUGUAUGAACUCUCCCAGAUUCCAGACUUCUCUGGCCGCUCCCACUGCAUCAUAUUCCAGUCUAUCUUCCUUGACUGCAUAUCUUCCAUCCACCGCAAAGUAGAAAUAGUCUCCACCGUGAGCAAAGAUCUGCUGGACUGUAGCAGUGUGAAGGAUGUGAUGGGGCUGGUCCUAGCCUUUGGGAACUACAUGAACGGAGGCAACAGGACACGGGGUCAGGCUGAUGGCUUUGGCCUGGAGAUCCUGCCCAAACUGAAGGAUGUCAAGAGCAGGGACAACUGUAUCAGUCUGGUGGAUUACGUAGUUGCAUACUAUCUGCGCAAUUUUGACGAGCACGCAGGAACAGACAAGAGUAUAUUCCCACUGCCUGAGCCACAGGAUUUCUUCUUGGCAGCUCAGGUCAAAUUUGAAGACCUCACAAAGGACAUGAGGAAGCUGGGGAGAGACCUGACUGUGUGUGAAAAGGCUGUUCAGAAGGUGUGUGCUAGCUCCUCUGAGAAGGACCUCCAGCCCUUCAAGGAGAAAAUGGAGGCCUUCGUCUCGACCGCUCAAAAGGACCACACUGCUGAGGAUGACAGGCUCAACGCAGCACAGAAAAGCUUCCUGGACAUGGUGGGCUACUUUGGGCUCAAGCCAAAGUCUGGGGAGAAGGAGGUGGCCCCUGGUUACGUCUUCAUGCUCUGGUAUGAGUUCUGCAGUGACUUCAAGAACACGUGGAAACGGGAGUGUAAGAACAUCUCCAAGGAGAGGCUGAAGGAAGCGCAGGAGAACAUGAAAAAGAUCACUGCUGAGAAGAGGGUGGAAACCAAGAAGAUCAAUGCCAACAGUCUGAAAGAGAGACUGCGUCAGAAGGAAGCCAGCGUGUCCUCCAGCUGAAAAGGAUGACCAUUGAAGGACAGAGUGGAGAGAGGAAGUGGAGAUAGAUGGCAGAUGGGGAAAGUCUGCUGGCUUCACCACUUCUCGCCUUCACCACCUGCCUCUUACCCAACAUCAUACCUCAUAUAGCCCUGGGUGCCCCCACGCUGUGGACCUCUCUACUACGGCCAAUUCUACCGUCCCUACUGACUGGACCAUCUCCACCACUCUCCAUGGUGCACCCCUCUUUCACCUCAACCUCGUUCCCAGAUGAGAGGCACCUUGUGUGGCUUCCAUCACUGUGUAUCCCUAGGACUACCAUCCAGACCACUUACACCACGGGAAAUAGGAACAUGUCUGCCUGAUACCCUGCUGUAGAUAUGCCGACUGCUAAGUCUAGGUAGGCCCCUGACCCCUGACCCCUGACCGCUAGGCUUCCUAGGCCUGCUGGAGCUGAGGACCUACAUUCAUUCCCCAGUCUGGGUUUCUUUAAGGACAGCAUCACACAUCUUGAUGACAUAAUCCAAUGCAUUGUAGCUAGGUUAUACAAAUACAAUAAAUACAUCAAAAAUAAAGAGGAGGCCUCAUUGUUGUUGGGCUAUGUCAGCAGAUAUGGCUACCAGGUGAUGUUCACUCAGAGAAACUAUUACGAUUGAAUGAGUAAGACAUUCAGGAGUUGUUAUUCUAACAAUGAUUCAGAAUAUGAAAGCAAUAUACAAUGCUAUCAUGUGGAGAAUAGCUAUUCAUCUGCUGUGGCCCAUUUUUGAAGUGUGUCUUGUCAAUGCCUUUCAUAUGGUGUUUGUUUUCAUAUGAGCAGAGACUGAAACGUUUGACCUGAUGUUAUAUUAUGAAGAGAAUCAGUAGUCUUUAUUGGACUGAGAGUCCUGUUGAAGGCAUAGCGAUGUGGGUCCUGGUCAGAAGGUAGAAACUGGAUGUAACGGUGUUAACUUUCUCACUGCACCAGACUGACCCCUCCUGGGUGAUAGCCAGAGAAUGUCAGACCUUGGCAGCAAUGCUUUGCUCUCAUCCCCCGAGUCAGACAUCACGCUCUGAGAUGAACAAACAACCCUGCUAUAAGCUACGCUGAGAAAAGCAACAGGUCUUGUGAGUAUGGCUGCAAUGACACAUUUUUUAAGUGUAUAUGAUAGAAUCGUUAGUUGUUCCCAAUGAAUGUCGUUCAUGACAUAUGUAUGUCACAAUUCUAAGCACUUUCCUUCUUGCAUCAGCUGUAUUUAGUAGCUAAGCUACAUCCCCUGUUCUUCUCAGAAUGGUACUUGAUCAAAUGUAUUGCACUUUUUUACACCUCAGUUUAAACUCUUAUGCAAUUCUAUGGCUUGCGUGCUAUGAUAAGAACAUUUAUGAAUUAAUGUUGCAAUGAAAAUUGCAUCAUCCAUUUCGAGUUUUUAGAGAAAACUAUAUUAUAUUUAUUUAACAAAAUAUUUGUCAUUUAACUCUGGAAGAUUUAAACGUUGUUUUGGAAAACUCUAAAUGUGAAAGAUUUAUUUUAUGCCAAAACAUUAACUGUUAAAAAGUUGUGUAUUAUUUGUUUCCUACCCUUAGCUUGAGGAGGAUACAUGAAUGGCUCAGUAGUCAGGUGAAAGACGUGUUUAGUUUAAUUUGGAUGUGACAUAUUAUGUAGAGCCUUAUUCAUUUACCCCAAAUGAUCUUGUUUCAUACUUGAUCCAAACUGAUAGGGAGAGUAUCUGGCUAAAUAUAUUGCCUUUUGAUUUAUUUAAAUCAAGAACAUUUUUACUUUGUUUAAAAAUAGAAACGAUUACUCCUAUCAAGCCAUGUGUAUACUUCACCCCUGUCAGAACCUAUUGAGUGUAAAAAAUAACAUCGUUGUUUCAUAGUCAUUGAAUGUGCCAUUAUUUUGCAUGAAGAGUUUUCACAAUCUUACAAUUGCAAAUUGUCUGUUUACUUGACAUUUUUUUCAAAACCAAAUUAAUAGGUUAGAAGUUAAAUAUUAUGAAGGCCUAUCUAUAAUGUAAAUUGGUUAAUUUAGUUACAGGCCGAUAUAUGUCUCCACGUUUUUUUACAUGUUUAUCGUAAAAUAAAUCAUUUGCGCUAGGUCAAAGAAAUAGAUGACAGACACCACAAACAUCACAACAUUUCAGUCACCAAAGUCUUAACUGAAGUCUAUAGAUGAGGAACUUUGCAGCUAUGGAAAUGAACGUUUAAAGCAUUCUUGUAAAUUGUUUCUCUACUUUCAGCACUCCCUAAUAGGCUUAACAUUCAGGCUCAGUAAUGAUGCAGUAACUAAAUAAAGGUGAAAAUAUGUUCAUUACAAUGCCUCAAGUAGCCAAAUUGUUUCAUUAAUAUAUAUGAUUAAUUUAUGCGCAAUUAUUUAUUACAUUGCACCUGUUCCUCUCAAAAUGCAUCUUUUCAUUAUGAAUGAAUAAUUGAAACGUGUUAGAAAGCGUGAUAAUAAUGGGAGGAAGUAGACCUAAGUUAAAUGGAUAGAAACAAUCAAUUACCCUGAAAACAUGACUUGUGUAUUUGCCUACAAUUGGCCGCAAACUUGAUUAUCCUGCACUACAUUAAGUACAGUGAAGGCAUGGCAAGGCUAAAUCGAAGAAAAGCGAGGCAACUGAUAUGUUCUUAGCCUAAAACCUUGCAUUUCCAAGCAGAUGUAUUUUUUACGCAUGGGGUGGCAAAUUACCAUUUGCCAAAAUGCGCACGAGGCUUAAACAACUGGACAAUAAA